Molecule: messenger RNA, 1275 nt
Organism: Sinocyclocheilus grahami
Lineage: Eukaryota; Metazoa; Chordata; Actinopteri; Cypriniformes; Cyprinidae
Exons: 4
Coding region: 113-799 (228 amino acids)
Biological process (GO): regulation of mitochondrial transcription
Cellular component (GO): mitochondrion
Molecular function (GO): RNA binding
Source: RefSeq, a predicted model, not a curated record
UUGCACUACUACAGCAGCAGCAGCGACUGCUGGUUUGUUUUUAUUGUGCCCGUUGGUCAGCUCGAGAUUAGAGAAUCAAGGGGAGAUCUCUCAACUCAGUUAGUGUUACAGUAUGCAGAGUCUGUCCGUGCAGGCGCUGGCCCUGCGGCAGCUAGGCCGACUGAACUCCCUGCAGCUGCUCACACCGUGCCAUGCCUCUGGUCUCAGCAUGUGGUGCCCGCGAACAUUACACGCGCGUCAGUUGUGGGGUUCAGGCACACCCCAGACACACCGGCCAGCUAUGUGGCCGAAAUCAUGGGACACUCGGCAGAGCUGGUUGCGCCAUCAGACCCGGCUCAAGAGCACGAGAAAGAAAGGGAAGCAAAAAGCAGUGCAGCAGGAAGAGGAGGAGGAGGAGGAACAGGAAGAUGCAGAGGCUAGUGAUUAUGAGGAUGAGCUUCCAGAUGACCCAGGCCUGCCAAAAGACUAUAAAGACCACGAGAAAACUGUCCAGUCUCUACGUUUUGAUCUGGUUUUGAAGACCGGAUUGGACAUUGCACGAAAUGGUGUGGAGGAUGCUUUCUAUAACCUCAAAUUGAGACUGAAUGGUCAGAAACUCACCAAGAAGAGCAAAAUGGUUAAAGUGGGGGAUACACUGGAUCUGAUCCUAAAUGAGGACAAGGAAAUGGACACAGUCUUGCUGAAGAGAGUGAUUUUAAAAAAGGUGGUCGGAGAGACAAAAGAUGCCGAAAAGCAGAGAGUCAUUCUAAGAACCUGGAAACACCUACAACUUCCCAGAAAGGAUGUGCACAAGCAGUAAAGACUAAUUCUGUGAUGUGUUUGAGAGGUGAAAGAUCAGAAAAUAGGACAAAACUGCUAUUUCUUAUUCCACUCCCCAACCAUUUGAUUCUGAAAUUGCAGAUUGAGAAUUUAAUGAUGUUUUCUAUGUCCAACAAAGACUGAAGGUCUUUCUCACAUCGAUUCACUUAACAGUAGUCAAGUUUCAUACUACUUAAAGGUGUUUUUUUUUUUUUACUUUACAGGUCACAAAUGGAACACAAACGCAUCUUAUUAUUUAGCGGUGGUUUUGGUUAUAUGCUAUAUUUUUAAUUAUUUUUCUAAUAUUUACUAGAUUCACAAAAUAACAUUGUGGGAUUAAUCAGAUCGUGUUUGGGAUAUUGGUAGUUUUCUGAUCCCUUGUUUCUGAUACCUUAUUUAGUUUUCACCAUUUUCACAGAUUUUCAGUGAGCAAUUUUCAGAAAGGAUACAGAGUGCCUUUGUAUACAACUGCACUAA